This is a messenger RNA of Sorghum bicolor (sorghum), 597 nucleotides long. RefSeq names its product probable carboxylesterase 13. The record is from RefSeq and is a predicted model, not a curated record. Gene Ontology annotation, molecular function: hydrolase activity. Bases 1 to 597 code for a protein of 198 amino acids. The transcript has 2 exons. Lineage: Eukaryota; Viridiplantae; Streptophyta; Magnoliopsida; Poales; Poaceae.
AUGGAUCCGGACGCCGAGGUUGACUUCGACUUCUCGCCGUUCCUCAUCCGCUACAAGAGCGGCCGGGUGCGCCGCCUCAUGGGCACGUCCAGGGUCGACGCCGACGCGGACGCCGCCUCGGGCCGGGCGUCACCUCCCGGGACCGUCGCGGUCCACUCGGCCUUCUCCGGCGCGCAGUCCCGCUUCCUGAACGCGCUCGUGGUGGCCGUGUCCGUGGACUACCGCCUCGCGCCCGAGCACCCGGUGCCCGCCACCUACGACGACGCCUGGACCGCGCUCGGCUGGGCCGUGGCGAGCUGCGGCGCGCGGCCCGUCCGGCUCCCGACCGGACACGGCGGACGCGGAGCCGUGGCUGGCUGGGCGGAGCACGGCGACGCCGCGCGUCUCUUCGUCGCGGGCGACAGCGCCGGCGCCAACAUCGCGCACAACGUGACUCUCAGGGACGGCGGCGGGUUGCCCGGCGGAGCGCGGAUCGAGGAGAUGGUGCAUUGGUGCUCCUGCACCCGUACUUCCACGGCGGGGAGCUCUUGCCGUCGGAGGGCACGGACCCAAAGUUCCUGGCGAGAGGGUGCAGCGAGCAUGGAGCUUCGUGAGUGA